Messenger RNA from Arabis nemorensis, 2688 nucleotides. The record is from the annotation of a GenBank genome assembly. NCBI's taxonomy places the organism in Eukaryota, Viridiplantae, Streptophyta, Magnoliopsida, Brassicales, Brassicaceae.
AUGUCUAACUACUCCACAACUGAGUUGAAAAUGUCAACUGUGGAUGAGGAGAACGAGUCUCACUUCAGCGGGGAAGAUGUACGUAGGAACUUCCUAAGCCAUUUUCACAAGGAGCUCCAACUUAAAGGAAUUAUUGCCUUUAGAGAUGAUGGAAUCAAGAGAAGUCGGUCCAUAUGGCCUGAGAUUCAACAAGCUAUAUGGGAAUCAAAGAUUUCCAUUGUCAUUCUCUCGAGGAACUACGCUGGUUCUAGCUGGUGCUUGAACGAGUUGCUAGAGAUCAUGGAGUGCAGAGAAGUCAGGGGACAAACAUUGAUGCCGGUUUUCUAUGAAGUGGAUCCAUCUGAUGUAAGAAAACAAAAAGGAGAUUUCGGUAAAGCCUUUGAGAAAACUUGUGUGGGAAGGACAGAGGAAGAGAGGCAGAGAUGGGAGCGAGCUUUAACAAAUGUUGCUAAUAUCUUUGGCCAGUGUUCUGCAAAAUGGGACAAUGAAGCGAGAAUGAUCGAAAAGAUUGUUGCAGAUGUUUUGGAAAUGCUUAAUCGCACACCUUCAAAGGAUUUUGAUGGUCUUGUUGGAUUGGAAGCUCAUGUCGGGAAGUUGAGUUCAAUGUUAUGUCUAGAGUCUAAUGAAGUGAAGAUGAUUGGGAUUUGGGGUCCUAAAGGAAUUGGUAAGACCACUAUCGCGAGAGCUUUAUACAAUCAACUUACUUCUUCUAAUGAUGACUUCCAAUUGAAUAUUUUCAUGGAUAAUAUUAAGGGGAGUUAUAGGAAAACGAAAAUCAGUGGUUAUGGCUUGAAGUUGCAUUUACAAGAAAUAUUUCUCUCUCAAAUUUUCAACCAUAGAAAUGUAAAGAUUACCCAUUUAGGCGUAGCACAAGAAAGGCUAAGGAACCAGAAAGCAUUGAUUGUUCUUGACGAUGUAGAUGAAUUAGAACAACUAAAUGCCUUGGCAGAUCAAACCGAGUGGUUUGGUAGUGGAACUAGGAUUAUUGUUACUACAGAGGAUAAACAGCUUUUGAAGGCUCAUGGGAUUAAUCAUGUAUAUGAAGUGGGCUUUCCAUCUAAAGGUGAAGCCUUUGAGAUAUUUUGUCAAUAUGCUUUCAAAAAAGCUUCCGCACCAGAAGGCUACUAUGAUCUGGCUGUUGAAGUUGCAGAACUUUCUGGAAAUCUACCUUUAGGUCUUAGCAUUUUAGGUGCAUCUUUGCGAGGGAUGACCAAGGAGGAAUGGAUAAAUGCACUACCGAGGCUUAGAACCAGUUUUAAUGGGAAAAUUGAGAAACUAUUAGGAGCGUGCUAUGAUGAGUUAGAGGAGAAAGAUAAGGCUCUCUUUCUUCAUAUUGCGUGCUUGUUUAACGGUGAAAAGGUCGAUAAUCUGAAGCAUUUGCUAGCUAAGAGUGCAUUGGAUGCAGAAUUUGGACUGAAAGUCCUUGUUGACAGAUCUCUUAUACAUAUCUAUGAUGAUGGACAUAUAGUGAUGCACUGUUUGCUACAACAAAUGGGUAGAGAAAUUAUUCGAGAACAAUGUAUCGACCAGCCCGGGAAACGUAAAUUUCUAGUGGAUGCUAAGGAGAUCACUGAAGUACUUGCAGAUGAAACAGGUACAGAAACUGUUUUAGGCAUAUCCUUAGAUAUGUCUGAAAUCGAUGAAGAAGUGUGUGUAAGUGAAAUGGCUUUUGGGAAAAUGCCUAAUCUUCAAUUCCUGAGGCUAUACAAUAAUUUUCAAGAUGAAUCAUUCAAGUUGUGCUUACCACACGGCUUAGAUUGUCUACCAAGUAAACUUAGGUUAUUACAUUGGGAUUCAUAUCCGAUAAAAUGUAUUCCUUCUAACUUUCGUCCUGAGUUUCUCGUUGAACUUAGUAUGCGAGAUAGCAAGCUUGAAAAGCUUUGGGAAGGUAUCCAGCCAUUAACAAGUCUCAAGAAAAUGGAUUUGAUCGCAUCUAAAAUGAUUAAAGACAUUCCAAAUCUCUCCAGAGCAACAAAUCUAGAGAGUUUGUAUCUUAGAUUCUGCAAAAGUUUGGUCAAUGUUCCAUCUUCUCUCGAAAGCCUUAAUAAGCUCAAAGUCUUGGACAUGUCUUCUUGCAUAAGACUAAACGCUCUUCCGACCAACAUGAAUUUGGAAUCUCUUAGUGUCCUUAACAUGAAAGGAUGCUUCAAGUUGAAGAGUUUUCCAGAGAUCUCAAGUCAAGUCAAGUUCUUGUCUGUUGGGGAAACCGCGAUAGAGGAAGUGCCUUCAUCGAUCAGUCUCUGGCCUCAACUUAUUUCGUUGGAAAUGUCAGGAUGUAAGAAACUAAAGAUAUUCCCAAAGCUACCAGCAAGUGUAGAGAUCUUGGAUUUGAGCAGGACAGGAAUAGAAGUGAUCCCCUGGUGGAUCGAGAACGCGUCUCAACUUCUUAUAAUGUGCAUGGCGGAUUGUAAGAAUCUGAGAAGUAUAUCAUCAAGCAUCUAUAAUCUGAAACAUCUUGAACAAGUCGAUUUGUCAGGCUGUGAACUUCCCCCUCAGUUUCCUUGCAGAGGACAAAGUCGAGCGAAGAGUGUUAAUUUGAGAGGUAAGUCUCGGAGGACUGCAGAAAAGGGAACACAUGACAUAGCUAGAAUCUCAACCAAGAAGAGCAGUGACAUGGAUGAAAAAUCUCUUCUUUUACUUACUCUGCGUUACAAUAGUGCGGGCAUCAAUCUGUGUGACCUCCACUAA